Cucurbita maxima (winter squash) is the source of this 699-nucleotide messenger RNA. Its product is annotated as transcription factor MYB13-like. NCBI's taxonomy places the organism in Eukaryota, Viridiplantae, Streptophyta, Magnoliopsida, Cucurbitales, Cucurbitaceae. The record is from RefSeq and is a predicted model, not a curated record. The transcript has 3 exons. The coding region runs from base 1 to 699 and encodes 232 amino acids.
AUGGAAGAAGAGGGUGAUGAGAGAGAGAGAGAAAAUGGUGAAAAUGGAAGAAAAAAGGGUAAAUGGAGUAAGGAGGAAGAUGAGAAACUUAGAGCUUAUGUUACCAAAUAUGGCUCUUGGAAUUGGCGCUUAAUUCCCAAGUUUGCAGGUCUAUCCCGAUGUGGAAAAAGUUGUAGAUUGCGUUGGAUGAACUACUUGAGACCUGAUAUCAAAAGAGGGAACUUCCAGAAGGAAGAGGAUCAAACCAUCCUUCGAUUGCAAGCAACUCUCGGCAAUAGGUGGUCUGCCAUUGCUACUUAUUUACCAGGAAGAACAGAUAAUGAAAUAAAGAAUCAUUGGCACACGAACUUAAAGAAACUUUUGGAUCAGAACCCGUCAAACACGGAGGUUGAAGAUGCAGCAGCUAGUUCAUGCUCGGAACUAAGAAUCCGAGAAGAAGAAGAAGAAUUGGAUGAAACCCUUAUUGUUUUGAAUUCAGAAAUGGCAACCCCAGAAUUAGCAGCCAAGCAUGAAGGCAUGAACUUUGGGGAAACUGAGACAUGGGUUGUUGGUUUGAAUGCUGAACACUCUAUGGAAGUCGGCGGCAACUUGUGGACCGAUCCUUUUGUUUUUGAAGACCCUUUAAGUUUGGAUAAUAACCCAACUCAUGUACCAAUGGAUCUCUUUGAACAUUAUGAAAUGUUUCCUCCCAGUAAUUGA